This is a messenger RNA of Bufo gargarizans (Asiatic toad), 1128 nucleotides long. Its product is annotated as gastrula zinc finger protein XlCGF17.1-like. Gene Ontology annotation, cellular component: nucleus. The transcript is spliced from 2 exons. The coding region runs from base 28 to 912 and encodes 294 amino acids. The record is from RefSeq and is a predicted model, not a curated record. NCBI's taxonomy places the organism in Eukaryota, Metazoa, Chordata, Amphibia, Anura, Bufonidae. Gene Ontology annotation, biological process: regulation of transcription by RNA polymerase II. Gene Ontology annotation, molecular function: RNA polymerase II cis-regulatory region sequence-specific DNA binding; DNA-binding transcription factor activity, RNA polymerase II-specific.
GGACACAAGGAUCUGUACAAGGAGGCCAUGAUGGAGGAGCACCAGCCUCUUAUAUCACAAGAAAAUCCCAGUAAGAAAUGUGAAAAUGUCAUGUUACCACUAGAUGACGAUAUCAUGCAGCGCUCUUCAGGAGAAAAUAAUGUACAUCCAGAACUUCACAGUACAGAUCUGUCAUAUAAUCCUCCUAGUUAUGAGGAACCUUCUCCUGACCAAUCACAGAUUGUUACCGCAAGUACAAGUCAUAAAGGGACUGAAAGGUUUCAUUGUGGUAAAGAAUCCACAAACAGCUCAGGACUUUCUACACACCAAAGACAUCACAAAGGAGAGAAAAUGUUUUCAUGUUCAGAAUGUGGGAAAUGUUUUACACUAAAAUCCAAUCUUGUUAUACAUGAGAGAAAACACACAGGAGAGAAACCAUAUUCAUGUUCAAAAUGUGGAAAAUGUGUUACACAUAAAUCCAAUCUUGUUAUACAUGAGAGAAAACACACAGGAGAGAAACCAUAUUCAUGUUCAGAAUGUGGGAAAUGUUUUACACAGAAAUCGCAUCUUGUUAGACAUGAGAGAAGUCACACCGGGGAGAAACCAUAUUCAUGUUCAGAAUGUGGGAAAUGUUUUAGACACAAAUCCAGUCUUGUUACACAUGACAGAAUUCACACAGGGGAAAAGCCUUAUUCAUGUUCAGAAUGUGGGAAAUGUUUUACAGAUAAAUCAGGUCUUAUUAAACAUGUGAGAAGUCACACAGGAAAGAAGCCAUAUUCAUGUUCAGAAUGUGGGAAAUGUUUUACAGAGAAAUCAAAUCUUAUUGCACAUGACAGAAUUCACACAGGAGAGAAAGCAUAUACAUGUUCAGAAUGUGGGAAAUGUUUUUCAGAUAAAUCAAGUCUUCUAAAACAUAAGAGGAAUCACAUAUGAGAGAAGCUGCAUUCAGAAUCAGAAAAAUAUUUUUGCUUCUAAAGCCAAAAUUAGUCAUUAGUGAAGUCACACAAAAGAGAAGCCAUAUGGCCACAAUAUAACAAAACAAUAUAUCACUGGGUCAUAGACAUUGUUUUCAUUUCAGGUUGUAUAUUUGGAUAUAAAAGAUUAAUUGAUGUCACAUAACGGCUUCUAUAAAACAUCUGAUAAAUCCUG